AUGUAUGAUCGUUUUUCGGAACUAAAGUCCAUUGCCGCGGGCAGUAAGACGCAAAGACCCGUCGACUGUGUAAUCAUUAACAUCGACGAUUUUGGGCCAAAUGACACUACCAAAAAUGAAUACAUAGAUAAUAACUCUAAGGCAGAUACUAAUUUUGUUACAGAAAAUCGUGACCUGAAUUCAUACAUGGCGCAUAUAGAAGUUGUGAGAGCGUAUAUAAACAAAAUACAUGCAUCAAGUAAUGCAAUAAGGUCUUUAAUGACACGAAUCGUCAGUUCAUCUACAAUACAACAAGAGGAAGAGUUAAGUAAUAAAUUGAAUGCCAUAGUCACACAGACUAAUGAAGAAUGUGCCAAUUGUAAAAAUGCAAUUAUGGAAUUGAAGGAGAAAAGGAAUCGGGGUAAUUCGACUGAAGCACAAAUUAGGGAAAAUGCAUACAAUGUAUCACUUAAACAAUUCCAAUCUGCCCUAAAGGAAUAUCGCGAUGCACAAACGCAGUUUCGAAAGACUAGUAAGGCUAAAACAGCACGGCAAUUACAAAUUGCAUACCCAGAGAUGAACAAUGAAGAUUUGAAGAAAGUUGAGAAUGGGUCUUACAAAGCAAUUGAAUCAAUUUUACAAUCUAAAAUAAUCGGCAAUCAUACUCUAAAGGAUGCGAUUGUAGAUAUUCAAGAAAAGUACAAAGACGUAAUAUCACUAGAAAAAUCAGUGGAAGAAUUACACCAAAUGAUAAUAGACCUAGCUGGUCUAGUAUCAUACCAAGGCGAAUUAAUAUACCAAAUUGAGCACAAUGCUUUAAAGGCGGUGGAGUAUACAGAUAAGGCGAAUGAUGAAUUGAAGAAAGCGGAGGAUUACAAGCGGAGUGGAUCCAAAAUUAUGAUCUGGAUUGCUUUCGGAAUCACUAUUGCAUCAGUAUUCGUCAUAGUUCCAGUGGUAUUUAAGUCCUUUUAG
Molecule: messenger RNA, 951 nt
Organism: Babesia microti strain RI
Lineage: Eukaryota; Apicomplexa; Aconoidasida; Piroplasmida; Babesiidae
Product: syntaxin 1B/2/3
Exons: 1
Coding region: 1-951 (316 amino acids)
Biological process (GO): exocytosis; vesicle fusion; intracellular protein transport
Cellular component (GO): SNARE complex; endomembrane system; plasma membrane
Molecular function (GO): SNAP receptor activity; SNARE binding
Source: RefSeq, a predicted model, not a curated record